AUGGCGGACGGGGACAGCGGCAGCGAGCGCGGCGGCAGCGGCAGCGGCAGCGGCGGGUUCGCGACCGCCCGCGGGGGCGGAGGAGGCGGCGGCGGCGGGGCCGGGUCCGGGUCCGGCGGGGGGUCCGGCGGCGGCGGCGGCGGGGCGGGCCCGGAGCAGGAGACGCAGGAGCUGGCCUCGAAGCGGCUGGACAUCCAGAACAAGCGGUUCUACCUGGACGUCAAGCAGAACGCCAAGGGCCGCUUCCUCAAGAUCGCCGAGGUGGGGGCGGGCGGCUCCAAGAGCCGCCUCACUCUCUCCAUGGCGGUGGCCGCCGAGUUCCGCGACUACCUGGGCGACUUCAUCGAGCACUACGCCCAGCUGGGCCCCUCCAGCCCCGAGCAGCUGGCCCAGGCCGCCGGCCCCCCUGGCGAGGACGGCGCCGGCCCCGGCCCCCGCCGCGCCCUCAAGAGCGAGUUCCUGGUGCGGGAGAACCGCAAGUACUACCUGGACCUGAAGGAGAACCAACGCGGGCGCUUCCUCCGCAUCCGCCAGACCGUCAACCGUGGCCCUGGCGGGCCGGGGGGCUUCCCGGGCGGCCCCCCCGGGCUGCAGAGCGGCCAGACCAUCGCCCUGCCUGCCCAGGGCCUGAUCGAGUUCCGCGACGCCCUGGCCAAGCUGAUCGACGACUACGGGGGCGAGGAGGACGAGCUGGGCGGCCCCGGGGGCGGCGGGCCAGGUGGCGGGGGGCUCUACGGGGAGCUGCCCGAGGGCACCUCCAUCACCGUGGACUCCAAGCGCUUCUUCUUCGAUGUGGGCUGCAACAAGUACGGCGUCUUCCUGCGGGUGAGCGAGGUGAAGCCGUCCUACCGCAACGCCAUCACCGUCCCCUACAAGGCCUGGGCCAAGUUCGGCGGAGCCUUCUGCCGCUACGCUGAGGAGAUGCGCGACAUCCAGGAGCGCCAGCGGGAUAAGCUCUACGACCGACGUGCCGGACCGCCAGGUCCCGGCAGCGGCAGCGGCGCCGGCGACGACUCCGACGGCGACGACGUGGACGACGACUGAGCCUCCCCCGCCCUCGACCCCGCCGCUGGCCCCCCCACCCCCCACAACCCCCCCUUCUCCCCUUCCCCCCCUCCCCCCCCGGGCUCCCCCCCGCGAUGGGGCAAAGGGGUCCCUGAGUGCCCAGCACUCCCCCCCCCCCACCCCCCCCCCCCCCAACCUCCACCACCGCCACCGGAGAGAGAGAAACCGGCCCGACCGUGACGCCGACGCGUCCCUCCCUCCCUCACACACGCCCCGCCACCGGCGGGAUGAGCCACCACUGUCCCCCCGCCACAGGGGACCUGUCACCGGCACCCUUCCCUACCCCCCCCCCCCCCCAGCCCCGAGGACUCCCUGCUUUUUGGGGGGGCAGGGGGGUGGAACCACCCGGAUCCUCUCUCCUCUCCUAAAGCCCGGCCCGUGCUGACACGGUGCCCCCCACCACCAUUGAAACCAGCAUCCCGGCGCCCGCGCCGAGAGGAGCCGCCACGCGCCAAAACCCUCACCGGCGGAAGAGGAGCCGGGCAGCAGGAGGGGAGAGUGACGGAGCCGGUGCUUUCGGAAGCGAAAGCCGGGGCGGGGGGGCCGUAUCUGGACCAACGUCCAUUCUCUCUUUAUUUUUUCCUUUAUUUUCCUUUUUUUUUUUUCUCCAUUCCCCUUUCCAGAUUUUUUUUUUUUUUCCCUCCGUUUUUUUUUUUGGGAUGCAAACUGCUAAACUCCGGGCGCCUGAACUGGAACCUGCACCCGAGCCAGUGCGAAGCUGGCAGGUUCCUGAAAAUUAAGGAAUUAAGGAAGACUUUCUCGGUUUUGACAAUUUAUUACUGUUCCCCCCCCCCCUCCUGUUUUUCCUCUGGCCGCGGGGGGGGGUCGCAGAGAGAGGCAGGUUCACGCAGGCACAAAGCACAAGGAAAGCUCGAUGGGGCGCAAGAUCUUCCCCUUCUCUCCAAAUAAGGCGGCAUCCAGUGAAUGCCGGCUCCAUACCGGGAAGGCCCGGCCAGGUUUCCUCCCCGUUUACCGUUUCGCCGGCACAACCGGCACCGAAGGCGGCGCCACCGGGACCCUCGAGCACCGAAAUCCACCCCUUCUCCUCUUCACCUGGAUUUUAUUUUUCUUUAGCAAAACCAACUUGCCGCCGUUCCCCAGUACCUCAUGCCGGCGGAGAUGACGGCAGCGGCUCGGUGGCACCAGUGGGACUCCGCACCCCGGCAGCUGGGGCCUUCGGUGUUGGUGUUUUGGGGGGUUUGGGGGUUUUUUCCCUCUUUUUUCCUUUUUUUUUUUUUUUUUUUUUUUUUUUUUUUUUUUUUUUAAAAACACCUGGUCGUACCAGCAGGGACUGGCUCUGCCGCCUCAGCCAGCGCGCCGGAGCCAGCGGCUCCCUCCAGCCAUCGCCUCUCGUAUUAAAUGGAUUUUUCCACUCUCAAAUGGUCUUUUUUUUUUCUUUUUUCUUUUUUUUUCUUUUUUUCGCUAAAUCGGGUCAAUCCUGCCCUUUCCCAAAAGGUAUUUUUUUCGCCACGUUAUCCCAGGAACUCUGAACUGACUGGGGUUCGUCGCUCUUCAUUCCAAAGUUUCAAGGUCUUCUGGUCCGACGGCUUCUCCAGUUUUAGGACUUGUUUUAAAUUAAUAUUUUUCUGCUUAUUUUUUGGGAGCCUGCGCCCACCCGCCCUCCGAUCUCAGCUGCCUCCUUAAUUUAUUGUCGCGGAUCCUGGCGUCUCCCUCUCUCCGCUCGCUCCGUAUUUAUUGGGAAGCGAGGUACGGCCGGCAGCAACUUGUCUUCGCGAGGCAGGAGCAGGGGGACAGACACCAACUCCAUCCCCCUCCUCGCCCCAAAACCCAGCAGAGCCCCGGGGGAUGUUGUCUGUCCAUCCGUCCGUCCUGCAAACCCUGUCCCGCCCUUUCCCACCUCCGUAGCUCUUUUUAAAGGGAUUUUUAAGGCGAAUUUCUUCCGUUUAUCCCGUUUUUAAUUCUUCUCCGUCGCAAAGGACUGGGUUUCCUCACUCACACGGGAGCAAUAGUCUUUUAUCUCGAUGUCCGAACCGCGUCCGUACUGUAUUUUGUACCCUAAGGCAGCUCUUUCCAGUGACGUCCUGCUGUAUCCACCCAUCCGUCUAUUUUUUGUGUUCGCGCGCCUUCAGUUCUUUGCCGCGGAGAAAAAAAAUGACAAAACGCCGCCUGGAAGGCUCCAGAUCGGGGGAGACGGCGGCCACCGCUCAGCCGCUGGGGGGGACGCCUGGCUCCGCGGUGAUGGACUUGCCAGCGUUCGGCUGCCAGGAGCCGGUUGCGAAGACGCAGGCGGUACCUCUCCUUUUAUUUUUGAAGAGGAUGAGAUAGAUAUAUAUAUAUAUAUAUAUAUAUAUAAAAAAAUAUAUAUAUAUUCUUUUUUUUCCUUUUUUUUUUUUUUUUGGCUGAAUUGCGGUAAUUUAGCCUUAACCUUUCUACUCUGGGGUAACGGCGGGGUCACUGCCAGCCCGGCUCGGCUCUCGGUAGCCACCUAGGAAAUACGUGGAAGAGGAAAAAAGGCAAAUAACGCCAAAAAAAAAAAAAAAAAUCAUAACAACCAUAAAAACGGGACCCAGUGCCGCAGCCGGCGUUCGCUUUGGCAACCAGAACCCUUUCUCCUGCGGGAGAAGCGAUGUAUCUAUGUACAGAAACCUUCCGCAGCUCCAUUUGACCUUCCAGCAAACGGGUGAGAAGAGCAGAGUGCGUCGGGGGAAGAAAUCUCGCAGAAAAAAAAAAAACAACAAAAAAACAUAAACAAAAAACCCACCCAAAAAAAAAAAAAAAGAUAAAAAUCAGAAAGAAAAAAAAAAAAAAGGUUUUUUAACCUGCCAGCGGCCGGCAAGAGCGAUUCGGAGAGGUGGGCGGACACACCUCAGGUGUGAGCGAGGACUCAGGUGGUUUCUGCGAGGGGAGAGAUGGGUUUUUUUGGUGAGUUUUGGGGUUUGGUUUUUUUUUCCUUUGCUUUAGCCUGCGGACGGCGGGCUGGGGCUGCUGAGAGGGGGGAGCUGGCAGGGAGCCCCCCCCUCUCCCCGCACGCACAUGUGUGCCGCCCAGGAUCAGGCGGAGCAUUUCCCUGAGGAAAGCAGGACGACGGUUACGCCGAAGCUGGGCUCCUGCCCGCGCCGGAAUCUCUCCACGGACCAGACCUUGCCAAAAACACCUGCCCACAGCCAGGGCGCUGGGAAUUUGGUGGCGAGGCGGUGGCACGCGCAGCAGGUCGGAGGGUUUGAUUGUUCCCUUAUAUAUAUAUAUAUGUAUAUACACAUCUCCGCGCGUGUGUGUAUAUAUAUGAGAUUUGAUUGGGGGUUUUUUUUGGUUUGGAUUCUGUAGAAAAUGGGCAAAUUGCUUUUUUUUUUUGUGUUUGGGGUUUUUUUUAACCGGUAGGGGGGAAAAAAUAUCCCAAAUUCUUGGAGCUUCCAGAUUUCUGUUGCCCCAGAAGGGAUGGGUUGAGAGCGCGACUAUCGCUGUACAAAAAAGAAAUCGUGUAUAUCUUGUAUAGCGCCCCAAAAUCGAUGUAAAUACCCAAAAUGUCCAGGCUGAGAGCCGGGAGCCGUCAGCGGCUCUGUUAAAAGUUAAAAACUGCUUCAAUUUUUUUCCCCCCUCAAGAGAAAAAUAUGGAAGAAAAUCAGAAUUAUCCUGCCUUGUUUCCAGCUGUUUUGGGGUCACAGGCACGAGAAUCCCCUCCUGGUCCCUCGCUGCCGGCAGAGGAUGAACCAGGGGGAGGUGACCAGUCCCAGGGCUGCCAUGCCGGGGAGAGCGGUGGUUUCUCUUGUUGGUGAUAAAACAAAACAAACCCCCCUCGCCGGCUUCUCUUGUAAAAAAGAAAAAAGUUUAAAAAAAAAAAAAGAAAAAAAAAAAUAGGAAAAAAAAAAAAGGAAGCGUGAGCGAGUGAUGACGGUACUUGAGCUGAUGCACAAGGAAUCUCUCAGCAGAUAUUUGCCGCCGCACUUGCUGGGAGAGGGUUCCCGAUGGGAAAUCUGAACCGGCUCGGCGUCGCGGCGGCUCGCUGGCGUCUCCAUGGAUGCUCGGAGAGAUGUUCCACGUAGGGUGAGGCUCGGCCGCGGGCGCUGUCGCCCUCCUCUUCCUUGCGGAGCCGGUCGAGCCGGCAGUGCCUGUGCCAAGGGGAGCUGGUGUUUGGUGCGUCGGCGUGAGAUCCCGAAUCCAGGUGCCAGAACGGAUCUUGGAUCAAGCCAAGAUGGGAGAGGGAUGGCCGGUGAAGAGCAUGGCACCGGCGGCGGUGGCUUCUCACCACGGCGGUGGCGACCGUCAGGCUGGCGGUUGUAGGCGAGACCUCGGAGUCUCCCCGCACCGGCGUCUCUCUGGCACUGCGCUCGGCAUCUGCUCCCGCCAGAGGCGGUUUGUGGUUGCCGGUGGCAUCAAGGCCUCGAAACCACGGCGUUACCGGCGGGCAGGAGAGGCCCUGGGGAUUUCUGGCCUCGGAGCGGCACCGAUGCUGACACAACGGCCGAAAGCAGGUCUGGCACGGGUGGCUUUCCUGUCCCUGGCACGUGUUUCACCCCAGGCAGAGGUGGAAACGUGCCGGCCGGUUGGUAAAGCAUCGGCAUGGGAGAGAGCCGGAUCCUCCUCCGAGAGCCACCGGGGCCGGGACUGGCUUCGUCCAAUAUCUGCUGAGAGACCAAAAUGUUCACCCUGAAGUACCUUGACGAAAGAAGAAAGUUUUAUUCCUCUUAUUUUUUUAAUGAAAGAAAAACAAAAAAUAAAGCAAACCAUGCACUUUAGGCGGCCCAGCGCGGGGCUGCCGGCGCCCGGGGGGGGUCCCGUCCCCCCCCUCUCCCUUCCUCUGCGGCCGGCGGGGCGGCUUCGGGAGAAGCUGGGGAGCGGCCGGCGGUUGCCGAAGGCAGAUCCUGGAUUUUACCACUAGCAAAGACGACGCCCGACGUGACGAACUUCUCAUGCUAGCGAGCACUCCUUACCGUAGCAGAUUUUUGCAAAUGGAGUUUUACAAGUCUAUAUUUAAAGAAUUGUAUGUUUGUAACAAAUAAAAAGUAUGCGGAAAAGUGAAUGAAAAGCCCA
Messenger RNA from Aquila chrysaetos chrysaetos, 6054 nucleotides. RefSeq names its product purine rich element binding protein B (gene PURB). Gene Ontology annotation, molecular function: purine-rich negative regulatory element binding; RNA polymerase II transcription regulatory region sequence-specific DNA binding; DNA-binding transcription factor activity, RNA polymerase II-specific. Gene Ontology annotation, biological process: regulation of transcription by RNA polymerase II. NCBI's taxonomy places the organism in Eukaryota, Metazoa, Chordata, Aves, Accipitriformes, Accipitridae. The record is from RefSeq and is a predicted model, not a curated record. The transcript has a single exon. The coding region runs from base 1 to 1044 and encodes 347 amino acids. Gene Ontology annotation, cellular component: nucleus.